Erpetoichthys calabaricus (reedfish) is the source of this 1545-nucleotide messenger RNA. RefSeq names its product mitochondrial genome maintenance exonuclease 1 (gene mgme1). The coding region runs from base 191 to 1243 and encodes 350 amino acids. Gene Ontology annotation, molecular function: single-stranded DNA exodeoxyribonuclease activity. Gene Ontology annotation, biological process: mitochondrial DNA replication. Gene Ontology annotation, cellular component: mitochondrion. Lineage: Eukaryota; Metazoa; Chordata; Cladistia; Polypteriformes; Polypteridae. The transcript is spliced from 5 exons. The record is from RefSeq and is a predicted model, not a curated record.
ACUACGACUCCCAACAAGCUGUCAAUGAUGUAUAUCGACGUUGAAUUUCUUGGCGCAUGUGAAGCUUAUUCUUCAGUCACGUUUCCUAUAUAUUGACUUUUGGACAUUCCUUCAUGAGCUUUCUGAAGUGCAAGUUUUGAAUGAAAAACAAGAUUUCCACAGUUCCGUUUGUGACUAACUUGUAUCAAGAAUGAAAAUUUGUCAAUUAAUAAAUAAGACAUUGCAUGACAGAUUGUGGAGACCUUCUGGAGGACUUCCAGUUCAAAUAUCAGUCUCAGCUGCCAGUUUCUCAGGGUCAUGCUCGUGGAAUUCUAGAAAGAAGAACUUGAGUCAGUAUGAAAUGGUCAACCAGGAAGAAUAUUCCUUGUUGGUUCGUUCCGUGGUAUCCUCAAAACUCUGCCCCCAAACACCAACAAGCUUAGCUGAGGAAGAUGGACAGCUUUAUGGACCUAUUGUUAAAUCAAAGCACGUUAAGGGCAAACUCAGUGGCAGAGUUCUUAGAAAUGCUUUUCCUUUGAUGAGCCACAGUAAAGUAUUUAACCAUUCCCCUGAGCCUUCACUGGUCACUCCUUUAAAGAUUGGUUUGCAUAAAGAUCCAAGUAAAUUGGAAAUGGUUAGUGUGACUCGAAUCUUGCAGGAGACAAUGCCAGAGAAUCAAGCUUUUUAUUUACAGCGGUGGAGAAAAAAAAUGAUUGAUGAAUUAGGGGAAAAUGGCUUUGAAAACUACACUAGAAGUAUGUUUAGACAAGGAAAACUGUUUCAUGCUGCCUUAGAAGAGAUCUUUAUGCCCACUGAGUCUCAAGAAGCAGAUGAAGAAGAAGUGCAGAUAUCUGGAUACAUUGAGAGUGUACAGCAUGUCUUAAAAGACAUUGGUCACGCGUAUGCAAUUGAAAGUGCAGUGCAGCAUCAUUCUCUCAAUUAUGUUGGCUUGGUGGACUGUGUAGCUGAAUAUCGUGGUAAUUUAUGUGUAAUUGACUGGAAAACAUCUGAAAAACAAAAGCCUUCCCUACGCAACACUUUUGACAGCCCACUGCAAGUUGCUGCGUAUAUGGGUGCCAUUAAUAAUGAUGAUAAAUAUGGAUUUACGGUAGAAAAUGGUCUGAUUGUGAUUGCAUACAAAGAUGGUUCACCAGCACACCCACACUACAUGAACACAGAAGUCUCCAGGGAGCAUUGGACCAAGUGGCUCUUUCGUUUAGAGGAAUAUAUGGACAAAAAAGACAAAAUAAUAGUAAAAAGCUGACUACUCACCUUUUAAUCAGCGAAAAGCAAAUGUAAGCACAGAAUAUUGCAGUUAUAACGUGAAAAUAUUUUUUUGUAGAAUUUAUACACUUUUUAAUAAAAUACCGUUUAUAUGGAGCAAGAAUUAUAUUGUUUAUACCACAAUAUAGUGUAAUUCCUGGAUUGAACUUUUUAUUUAUAAUACCACUUGUACUUUUGCUUACUUAAGAUGGGGGCAUUAGGCCAGUUAAAUGCGAUUGUUUUUCAUAAUACAGUACUCAGUGUAUCACCACGUUUUAGUAAACUGCAAAUUUUGAUUGUGUA